Tachysurus fulvidraco (yellow catfish) is the source of this 2240-nucleotide messenger RNA. Its product is annotated as carbohydrate sulfotransferase 11-like. The transcript has 3 exons. Gene Ontology annotation, cellular component: membrane. Gene Ontology annotation, biological process: carbohydrate biosynthetic process; proteoglycan biosynthetic process. Bases 497 to 1498 code for a protein of 333 amino acids. Gene Ontology annotation, molecular function: sulfotransferase activity. Lineage: Eukaryota; Metazoa; Chordata; Actinopteri; Siluriformes; Bagridae. The record is from RefSeq and is a predicted model, not a curated record.
CGCUGGUUGCCAUGUCAGGGAGGCUUUAGCCAACUCCUACUUUUGUCUUUCCUAAUAGCGUCCAGCUGAUUAGUUGGCAGCUGCUAAGUGAGAAGAGGCUGUCCUGCUUCCAUCGUUUUCAAAUUCGGACCGCUUCUGCUCCAGACCGGUUCGACACACACACACUCGCACACACACACACUCGCGCACACACACACUCGCGCACACACACACUCGCGCACACACACACACACACACACACACGCACACACACUCACACACACACCCACACACACACACACACACACACACACACACACACACACACACACACACACACACACACACACAGAGACACAGAGACACAGUGAUGAAGAACCGAACGAGUGAAGAGCGACUUCUGGCUUCCCAGGAUAACCGUGUGGGUUUUCUGUGCGACUCACGGAGCUCAGCGACACACUGAAAGUCUUUACACGGUCUUUCUCUAUGAAGUACAGAACCACAGACACAGCGCAAUAUGAGAAAGCCGAAAAUCACCCGCAUGGUGCUUGCUAUGUGCCUGGGGUCCUUCAUUAUGCUUAUAUUUUAUUUUCAGAGUCACUUGAAACUAGCACAGGACAGUGGGGAGGCCGGAGGAGGCAGGAAGUCCGUGAGGAGUCCACUCCAAGCUCUUUAUACUACUGACGCUACAGAACUGUCUCCACUUCAACUGAUGCAUCAACGUCGACGUGACCUCCUGGAGGAUGUGUGCCACUCUUACACUCAUAAACGUCGUGUCCUGAUCCCAGAGGACCUCAAGCACCUGAUCGUGGAUGAUCGCCAUGGCCUGCUUUACUGCUACGUGCCCAAAGUCGCUUGCACAAACUGGAAGCGUGUACUGAUGGUCCUAACAGGCGACACACAAAGAGACCCCCUAAAGAUUCCAGCCAAAAUGGCACAUGUUCCAGGCACACUGCGCACUCUGUCGGAGUAUUCUACCUCUGAAAUCAACCAGCGUCUACGCACCUACCUAAAGUUUGUCUUUGUGCGUGAACCCUUUGAGCGCCUCGUUUCAGCAUACCGCAACAAGUUCACGCUCCGCUACAACAAAGCCUUUCACAAGCGUUACGGCACCAAGAUAAUCCAGCGGCACCGCGCUGAGGCAAGUCCCCAGGCACUAGAGCGUGGAGACGAUGUCUCAUUCUCUGAGUUUGUGCGCUACCUGGUGGACCCUGGUGAAGAGCCUUUCAACGAGCAUUGGGAGCGUGUCCACUCUCUGUGUCACCCCUGCCUCAUACACUACAACAUUCUAGGCAAGUACGAGACGCUGCAGCAGGACUCCAGCUACGUUCUCAAACUGGCUGGUGUGGACAAGGUCACAUUUCCCAGCUCGUCCAAAAGUGCACGCACCACAGCAGACGUGGUCGCCAGCUACUUUAAGAAUAUCAGCACGGCAUAUAAGAAAAAGCUGUACAACCUGUACAAGUUGGACUUUCUGCUUUUUAAUUAUUCCAUGCCUGUCUACCUGAAGUUCACAUAAGGCCUGGUGCCUUUUACUACUAUUUACAGAAAAUAAAGAGUUUUAUUUUUGUUCGCACAAGUUCAUCUGUGAGUACUAAAACGUUCAGUGGUUACUGUAUGGUCCUUUGAACCCAGAAUGCAAUGCAGUGGAACUGCAGUUAUCAAUUUGCACGAAGAGCAAUUCUAUUUGAACGAUCUGGAAGUGCUUGCUCUCUCAAGCUGGGGUUUCAUCUCUGCUCGUCUCUUCAGCCUUUUUUUGCCUUUCAGUUUAAUUAAGGUUAAAAUGAGAGAACGCAUUACAGUGCUGCCACUUGAGUUUUAGAUAAAACAGGAUUCAUGUAGGGCAUCUUUCAGGAUGAUGUCUCAGAGAAGACUGGUGUCUGUUCCUUCUUAUUUCCUAGUGAAUACUGACUUCACCCUCCCAGGUGUCUGUCCUCUGUGGGGAAUUUGAUGGAAACAUACCAAGUGAGCUGGAGGUGAUGCAUAAAAUGUUACUGAUAUUGUGCCUUGAGGACGAGGAUUGUAAGGAAUCGGAAACAUUGAGGGAGAACUGUCACUGUUUGCCAGAACAGUAUUAGAAACAUGUCUUAUUCACUUUGAUACAAAGCAUGAAAUUUACAGUUAUUUAUUACGACAUUUAACGGUGGAGAAUCUCGCCACUUCACGCAGUUUAGACUCUGCAUUCGACAGGUCUGUUAUUACAGAUGCUAACUCAAAUAAAGCAGAAAAUCGGACCUCACUUCCCCACCUUUGGGACUGAA